UACACCAAUGCUUGCUCACAAAAAAUACAGAAGAAAACGACGGAGACUGUCGUCUUCUUUCGGUAGAUGUUGAACCUUUAGUGUUAGUGUAAAAUAAUCAGCAUUAGGACUUUCUGCGACCAGCAUGAGAAGGAUUCGAAACUGACUGUGUUUAUAUAAUAGUCGUGCUAACGUCGAUAAGAAUGGUGGCUGAAUGGAUAGUGUGCCUUGAUAAAAGACCAUAUGAUCGGAGUGGUGAGGAUUUAGAUAUCAUCUAUUCACGAUUAAAAGGUGUUAAAGCUUUUGAGAAGUUUCAUCCAUCGCUGAUGAGGCAGAUAUGUUACUAUGGUUACUAUGAGGAUCUUGAGGCAGGUGUUACGUUAUAUCGGCAAGGAAACAUCGGUACGAACUGGUAUGCUGUUUUAUCAGGUGCGUUAGAGGUGUAUUUUUCUGAAACAGGAAAUCAGAAGGAGUCAAUGUCCAUAUGCAACCUUGGUGUUGGAACUGCGUUUGGUGAAUCCGUUCUUGAUGACUCACCACGUAAUGCAACUGUCGUCACAUGCGAGUACAGUGAGCUUCUCCGAAUUGAACAGAAGGAUUUCAAAAUCUUAUGGGAAAGGAAUAAACAGUUGAUGGAAGGUCUGCUUACACCGUGUCCGCUUCCGAUAUCUAUAUCCGAUCUUUCGGCCGAUGGAGAUGCAACUAUCCAGUGGUUAUCUGGUCAAAACGCCACAAGAAUGAAUCAGAGCACAUCAAGAAAGGGGAAGGAAGGAGCUGACCCCAUACACCCAGCACUUCCACUUGUACAGACCCCCUCUGACAAACUUGCUAGAGCAGGCUCAAUUCUACGCACGGCAAUCCUCACAAGAUCUCCGCAGUUGAUUCGUGAUCGCAAGCUGCACUUGCGUACAUACCGGCGAUGUCUAGUUGGCUCCGAAAUGGUAGAUUGGUUGAUGCAGCAAAGCCCGAUGAGUCUGGUUCAUUCCCGAACUCAAGCUGUUGGCAUGUGGCAGGCACUGCUGGAAGAGGGAGUUGUUGUUCAUGUUUGUUGGGAGCAUCCAUUCCGUGAUAGGGAUCUGUUUUACCGUUUCAGAGAAGACGAUGAAGGUAACAGUACAAUUCCGACAAAUGAAGAUAAACGGGAAGCAGAUGAAACGAUCCAGGAGGUGUUAGUAAUGUUAGUUCAGAUGGGACCAGAUGCAAUGAUGAGAAUGAUUCUUAGAACACCUACGUCACUUAGAGUUUGGCAGCAUGAAGAUCCUCUAGAAAGGAGUCCUGAUGAUCUGGAGAUCAUUUACGAAGAAUUGCUCCACAUCAAAGCCUUGGCACAUCUAUCUACGAUGGUGAAGCGGGAACUGGCAAGUGUUCUUGUCUUUGAAUCGCAUCCAACAGCGGGAACUGUGCUGUUCAAUCAAGGUGAUGACGGAAAGUCUUGGUACAUAAUCUUACACGGUUCAGUGAAUGUUGAGAUCUACGGCAAAGGUGUUGUUUGCACACUCCACGAAGGGGAUGACUUCGGAAAACUAGCCCUGGUCAACGACUCCCCACGUGCUGCCUCCAUUAUCCUGCGGGAGGACAACUGCCAGUUUUUACGUGUCGAUAAAGAUGAUUUUAACCGUAUAUUGCGUGAUGUUGAAGCAAACACAGUACGACUUAAAGAACAUGGAAGAGAUGUACUCGUUCUUGAGAAAAUUCCAACAAAUAGAUUGAAGGCAGCUGAAGGGAAACCAACGCAUUAUAAGUAUUCAGUGAUGGCUGGCACACCUGAGAAGAUGUUAGAACAUUUAUUGGAAACAAGAAUUGAUAGCCAUCAGGAUGAAACGGACACGUUCCUCGAGGAUUUCCUCUUAACCCACAUCGUCUUCAUGCCAAGUAACCAGCUGUGCCCUGCUCUCAUGGAACAUUAUCAUUCGUUAAUGUUGCUGGGCACAGAGCAAGAGAAGCAUGACUACAUGAUGAAUAAUAAACAGCGUGUGCUACGCUUAGUGUGGCAUUGGAGUGUUGUAGCAGGACAUGCCUUCAAAGAGGACGCCACCAUCAUGGCAUUCCUUGAGACACUUUAUUCUGCUGUUGAAGAUGACAGUAAAACAUACCACUUACUCCUCGAGGAACUUAGCAACGUAGAACGCAUCGUGCAGUUCAGGGAUAGCAAUGUAAAAGCGUCACCUUCACGUAGCAAAACUCGUCAUUUUAUGAACUGUAACCAAAGCAACGAGUACUGCACAUCAGAAGGACGUGCACCAAUGAGAAAGCCGAUCAAAGCAUCUGAUGAAAACAUCUUCAAGGUGUACUGUGCUGAUCACACCUACACCACAGUGCGUGUUCCAAUGGACGCCAGCUGUUCCCACGUCGUCCAUCUUGCUUCUGAUAAGUUGUGUGUUGGAAAUGACCUUGUACUUUGUGAAGUCAAAUCAACUGGAGAACGAAUUGUUUUAAAGGAUUCUGACAUUUGUGUGACCUCUAACCUCAGCCUGAAUGGCAAAUUAUUUAUAUCCUCAAGAGAUCAUAUUGAUGCACUGGUACCACUGCCUGAACAAGCAGGGCCAAAGACAAAUUCCAUAGUGACCUUUGAACUGAUGAGUUCUAAAGAAGUUGCAUUUCAGUUGACUUUAUUUGACUGGGAGCUUUUUAACUGCAUUCAUGAGUAUGAAUUAGUGUAUCAUAUAUUUGGUCGGCAUAGAUUUGGCCGCAUUACUGCAAACUUGGAUAUGUUCAUACGCCGAUUUAACGAAGUGCAAUUUUGGGUUGUGUCUGAAAUGUGCCUUACUGCUAGUGUUAACAAACGAGUUAUACUGCUCAAAAAAUUCAUCAAAAUUGCUGCAUAUUGCAAGGAUUACCAAAAUAUGCACUCGUUCUUUGCAAUAGUAAUGGGACUUAGCAAUAUUGCAGUUAGCAGACUUUCUCAAACUUGGGAGAAAUUGCCGAGCAAAUUCAAGAAAAUGUACGCUGACUUUGAAACCACAAUGGAUCCGUCACGGAAUCAUCGUGUUUACCGCCUCGCUGUUGCUAAGCUAGAAUCUCCUCUCAUUCCAUUUAUGCCACUCCUCAUUAAAGACAUGACAUUUGCCCAUGAGGGCAACAAGACCUUUUUCGAUGGUCUCAUCAAUUUUGAAAAGAUGCAUCUCAUUUCGUCAACGAUUCGUGUAAUUAAGUACUGUCGCAGCGAGCCAUUCAUCUGUGAAGCACCGCAACCUGCCAAGAAUGUGAUGGAAAUACAGCAAUUUAUUAGGUCAUUGAAAGUGAUAGAUAACCAAAGAAUACUAACACAGAUGUCACACAAACUGGAGCCUCGAAGGUAGUAUAGAGUGCAAGAGGGGGAGGAGUUGCGGUAGUACAGAAUGCAAUUGUUACACAAGUUCUUCAAUUUUUUAACUAUUAAGAAUAGCCUGUUUUACCAGAGGGUAACAGCAUUCAAUAAUAUUCAAUGAUAGAUUCUCCAAGAACACAUUAUUGAGUGCAGUAGUACAGAGUGCAACUGUUGAUUUGUUAUAUGAGUGCUUCUAUUUUUUAACUAUGAAGAAUAGCGUGUUUUACAAGAGGGUAACAGCAUUCAAUAAUAUUCAAUGAUAGAUUCUCCAAGAACACAUUAUUGAGUACAUUUGGAGUUAAGUGAGGCUUAAAUGCAUGUAAUAUAUACAUUACAUAAAGGUAAAGGUAGGAGAAUAACCCAUAACUUGCAGCGUCACUGUGCUGAAUUGUGUAUGGGCGUGGUCCGUUACUACCUAGCAGCCGUAAAAAAGCACUUCAUGGUAGCUACAUUUUCACAUCAUUCCACAACGACAUGGGGCUGAAAUGAACCAUAACAUCGGGGUGACCCCCUACUCUUCCGAAAGAUGCAAUGGGCUCACAGUGCAAACGAUCCAGAUAUAUACACUGGACGUCCAUUUUUUCAAGUCCUUAUUCGAGAAGUGCCGAUGUUAAGGCUGUAAGGCCACUCAACUUGCCUGUGCAGUACCAUGCCUAUUGUGCAAUAUCAUGCCUAGAUUGUCUUGAGUCUAAUUUGUUAACAAAGUUUACCAUUAAAAAAAUAUAUUCUUUAAAAAAUUAUGGAAGUGUGUUUUACUAAAUUCUUUCAUAUUAAUUUUGCUUAAUAUUCUUAUUUUGCACCAAACAGCAAUUACACACAUUGGACUACCAUGGUUAUUCAAGGGAAGGUGGGGUGGGGAGGUUUAUUUAAGGGAAGGAUGCAAUGAAAGAAAGCAUUUGUUACUGGUGCAAACUGAAUGUGUAAUGUUCUAAUUAAACCCUUCAUAUCGUGAGAAUGAAGGGCUUUUAACUACAUAUUAAGAAAGUCAUUAAAUUUUACUAGAGAACAUAACACUUGAUAGAAUACAUGGUAAUAUAAAUGUUGCUUUUUGUAAGUCACUUUAGUAAAACAUCCACUUGGUGGAAGACUGUUGUGUGAAAACUGCCCUCACUCUCAUCCCCCACAUACAUAUAUUUUAGAACAUACAUUUAUUUAAGGGAUUGGGCAUGUUUCUUCAAAGUUGAAAGUUUAUUUAAGUAAAUAUAGUAUGUAGUGCUCUAAUAUCUCAUUUGAGACUUGAGGAUUGGAAAUAUUUUUAGUUUCUGUUUUUGACACUGAUUGAGAUUGGAUGACUUCUUAUCAGUAAUCAUCAAGCUACAAUUUCACCCAAGUAUAAUAACUUUGUUAUUUGUUAACUAAGUUGUUAUAUUUGAAUGGAACUCUAGGUUGAUUAUUAAGAUGUUUGCUAUUCAAUAAUCUUGUCAUAGGUUCAAAUAUAAUAUAGAAAUAAAUACAGUUAUUAAUUAAAUUCCAAACAUGAUUGAAGUUAAUAUAAACAUGGCAUGAACAGCACCCACUGGUGCCAGGACUGGCCCUGUCAUGAUUUUUCCGUGAGUGUUCCUGGGCUGUCCGGUUGUAGGAGUUGGUUAUACUGAUGCUAGUUCACAAAGCCUGAUAAACUCAUGUUGAUAACAUGAUGAUAGCUUGCGCAACAUAUCUGGUUUUACAUUUUUUUGUGUUAUUCAUAAUUAAAAUCCAGAUUAUAGACUGUUCAAAUAUCUGUUAUUAAAUUAGUUUUUAUUAUUCAUGAAAUAUUAAUAGUUUUAGGCUGGUCCAAACAUUUUUUUGUUAUUACAUAUAAUACAUUUUGUUUCCACACCUGUUUUUUGAGAGUUACUUUCUGUUGGAUGCAAAAGGAAGAAUUAAAGUUUAUCAAAGUGCAAUAAAUGUAAAUUGGUGAUAUUUUGUCUGUAACUUAUUCCUGCAUAUCUCAGCACUUUGUCUUCUGUCAGGUGUUGGUUGUUAUUUUUUAAAUUAUUUAGUUUUUAAAUUAUAUAUUGUAGUCUAUAUGUGUAAAAAUUUGAUAUUGUGAUAUUAUAUUCAUUUUUUAUUAAUAUAAUUGUAAGCUUGAAAAUAAAUCAUUUCUGCUUACUUCUUUCGCUACUGGCUUGAAAUUUCUUGACAAAUAUUGAUAAUUUGAUAUUCAUGUUGUUUGGCCUGGGUAGAUCAAUAUACCAGCAUAAUGAUGAUGUUACCUGAAAAAAAACUGGUGGCAGUAAGAGGAAUUAAUUUUGUAUUAUUUGGCAACAGCAGCAUGUAAAUACUGCAAUAUUUAAGUUGUAUGAAAGUUCAACUCAAUAUAUUUAAAUGUACCUUGAUAUUCUAUUCACAUUUUACUAUUGAUAUUUUAUGGCCAAAUAAAAAGAAAGGUUUCUUGUCCUGGUUUGUCACAAAGGGGAUAAGGCUCAUUUUUCCUUCAUAUCAAUGGCUAUUACCACACACUCAGGCCUUGGCCAGGCCCACAUAGGUACUUGUUGCCAGUUGAAACAAAUUAAGUAUAUCUGCCUGCUAUUCUAUGUUUGUUAGGGAGCCUUGCAAUAGAUAUGAUUAUACAACUGAUAACUAAGCAUAGUGCUCCAAAGCACCGAUAAAGAUGUUUCUUGCUAUUGAUAGUGUUACGAUAAAUUCCAUUAUAAAUUUAAGUAUAAACAUAUUACUAUUAAAAUAAAUAUUUAUAUAAUGUAACGUGUUAUUAACAAAACUCACGUUCAAAAAAAUACUGUUUAAUUUAUAAUAAACUGUUUCAUUGAAGUAACGAGGUACUGUAUCAUGUAUUUAUAGAAACCUUGCUCGCCAAGAUUGAUAUGUAAAUAUUUGUACUUAGUUUAUAUUAUAAAUUUAGAUAUAAAAAUAUCUUAAUGUAGAAAUUUUUAUGAAAAUGAACAUAUUUUAUUUUGAAUAUAUAAUCAGGCAUUCAUUAUAUUAAUUAAUUUUUUAUUGUUCUUCAUUGCUAAUUAGAAUUUAAUGCAUACACUGUACUAUUAUAUACAAUUGAUCAUUAUGUUCAGAGUUGUUCAUUGCUUUGAUUGUCAAUGUCUUGUAGUUAUCGCUGGAUCACUAUACUAAUAUUAUGUUGUAGUUUGAUUUCUUUGUACAAGUUGUAUCCCUAUUCUAUUAUUUUGAUGUGUGUGUCAGGAAAUCAAUUCCUAUUCUAAUUGGCGGAAUAGUACAAUCCUGAACCGUUGCAGCAGUGUGAGAUUAAAGGGCCUCUAAAAUAGAUCAAUGUGGUGCUACCAUGCUCAUUGCGUGGCUUAAGAAAUUGAUUUGUUGCCACACAAUACCCUGACAUGGGCAAGAUCUGGACCCAGGCUUCUGGUAUUAAAGGGGAAGUGCUUUAAACAAUCUCCAGCCAACUUCUUGGUACUUGCAAUACUUAGGUCUCCCAUAUCCUUUUCCCUGGAAAAUAUUGUAGUAUUUGUGAAUGUAGGUUCACUGCUGAUUUGUGCCAGUUUAUUUUUUAUUUUUAAUCCCAAUACAUUUAUGUAAUUCAAAUAGCAUUUAAAUAAAGUAUGCAAUUCUAAUAAAUCUGAACUGUUUGAUACAUGCCUAAUUAUCUUGUACACUUUGCAUUUUAUAUUGGCAAACAAUAAACUCAUCUAAAAUUUUAA
This is a messenger RNA of Anneissia japonica, 6894 nucleotides long. RefSeq names its product rap guanine nucleotide exchange factor 4-like. The transcript is spliced from 23 exons. NCBI's taxonomy places the organism in Eukaryota, Metazoa, Echinodermata, Crinoidea, Comatulida, Comatulidae. Gene Ontology annotation, cellular component: plasma membrane. The record is from RefSeq and is a predicted model, not a curated record. The coding region runs from base 183 to 3278 and encodes 1031 amino acids. Gene Ontology annotation, biological process: positive regulation of GTPase activity; Ras protein signal transduction. Gene Ontology annotation, molecular function: guanyl-nucleotide exchange factor activity.